Molecule: messenger RNA, 1818 nt
Organism: Branchiostoma belcheri (Belcher's lancelet)
Lineage: Eukaryota; Metazoa; Chordata; Leptocardii; Amphioxiformes; Branchiostomatidae
Exons: 17
Coding region: 235-1818 (527 amino acids)
Cellular component (GO): plasma membrane
Molecular function (GO): calcium ion binding
Source: RefSeq, a predicted model, not a curated record
AGGUUAAAGUUCACCACUGCGAACGUGCUUGCAAACCUGGAAGAGGAGGAAGGGGGUUUUCAGCUCCGUCGAAAUGGGCUCAAAAUAAGCGUCUGAAAGGAUGAAGCGAUACAGCACAUGCCGUAGACUCACUGGAGUUCAGUGUAUCAAAUGUUAGUACCAGUCUUCCUUAUGAUCAGCUGGAGAUAGACGCCCAGAACUGCACAGGUGACAUCCUGAAGCCUCCAGGAGACCAUGGCUCUUUGGUCAGCCAUCACAAGCCUGUUUUCUAAAACAGACGACAGCACCACAAAUUGGAUAAGGAAUAGAAACAUUGUCUAUGGAGACAGGACAAGGACGUUGCUGACUGUUUUUGAGAAGUACGAUGGUGGAACAGGCAAGCUGGAGGCUGGAAAUAUAACUGCUGCUUUUAAUGAAGUCAACCUAUAUCCAUCCAGAGCCCAAGUGCGUGACAUGAUCCUGUGUGCAUCUGAAUGUUCAAACCGUGAAUCAAGAGACCACAUUCUGUUUGGAGAGUUCUGCAUCUUUGUCUCCGAGCUGAAGGAAAAAUAUGAAAGAGAAAGCUCGUUGCCUCCACUCGCCACAGACAAAAUAAAAAGCAAGCACAAAGUCCUGAAGAGACAAAAAUCAAGUACCAUGUCAAGAUUUGAAGUGUUCCUGGGAGGCUCCUGUGUCCCCUCCACAUGGAGACAGGAUGUUGCUAUCCCACUGCUUAAGCAGUAUGGGCUGACAUACUUUGAUCCAGUGCAUGAAAUCUGGGGACCAGAGCUGGUUGAGGUGGAAAACCAGGCCAAGAAGGCUGCAGACUUGUUACUGUUUGUGUUUGAUGAUGUGACCAGGGGUGUGGCAGCCAUGGUGGAAGUAGCAUAUCUUGUGGGACAAGGCCGGCCUGUAAUUCUGGUUGUGAAGGGACUACCUCCAUCAGGAGUAAUGAUUAAUGGACAGACUCUACACCGCAGUGAAGUGCAGGACUUGGAGCGUGCCCAUGCUGUGUUGUUUGAUCUGGUGGAGAGACAGGACAUCCCUGUGUUUGAUGACUUACACACUGCAGUACACUGUGCAGCCAAGGUGCUACGUAUGGGGAUCAGUGUGAAGGACCUUACUAAAACAGAUGGAGCACAGCCUGUGCAAAAUGCACACAUCUGUGUUGGUGAAUCUAUAAUAUUGAUUAAAGAGGCAUUUGAUGGAGUUGACACAAAACAGACUGGACAUCUUGACAUGAAUGACGUAUGUCUCUCAUACAAAGCACUGACUGGAAAGGACCUGACAGUUGCAGAAAUUAGAAGCAUCAGCAGUGUUAGUUAUUCCAGAGAUGAGGAGCUGACUUUCAGUUUUCAAGAAUUUUGCUGCAUAGUUGAUGAAUUCAGAGCAAUGACACAUUACAGCAUAGGGGACUUCUUCUACUCCAUUUACAGCUCGCUAUUUACACUAUUUGGCUGGAUGAAGAAUAGAAAAGCAGAGCAGGUUAUUAUGGAAGACUUAACAAUAAGACGGGACGUCUUCUUGGGAGGAAGUUGUGCAAACACAACAUGGAGAGAGCAGAUUGCCAUUCCAUUGUUAAGGAAACAUGGCAUAACAUAUUUCAACCCACAGCUUGCAGUGUGGAAUCUGCGUUAUCUGCCACUGGAGAAUGAAGCCAAGGCCAACUGCACAGUUUUCCUUGCUGUCAUCACAGGAGAGACAAGAGGUCUGGCCUCCAUGGUAGAGAUUGCAUUCUUUAUUGGUCAGGAUCGAGACCUUGUUCUCUCCCUGGAAGACAUCCAAGAUGGAACUGUGAUCAACGGACACGAGGUAACUUCUCUGUCUCAUAAAUUUUAG